AUGGAGGUGCGUGUGUCUCGUGUGCAGGUCGCUCCAGACCACAAGGUUCAGGGGUUAGGGUUCGGGACCCCCACGGCCGUCAGCUCCAUCAUCUCAGCAGUACAGCAGCAGGACUAUUCGGCAAGUGUGUGGCUGCGCAGGAGGGACAAACUCGAGCAUUCUCAGCAGAAGUGCAUUGUGAUCUUUGCACUGGUGUGCUGCUUCGCUGUGCUGGUGGCCCUCAUCUUUUCAGCUGUGGACAUCUGGGGAGAAGACGAAGAUGGGAUCACAGAGGAGAACUGUGAGAGCAGCUGUCGAGCAGUGUUGGUAGAGAACAUUCCAGAUGAUGUCCCAUUUGGAAACAACAGCACAUCCCACCUGCCUCUCUCACAGGGGCUCUACAGUCUCUUGGACCAGGCACUACGAGUGGUGGAGAUAGUCUCACCACUCUGGCUCCUCAACUCCUCUGAUUAUGAAUCCAGCUUCCAGCCAGCAGCCAGACAGGGCAGGGCUCUACUGUCCAGGCUUCAGGGACUCAAAGCCAAAGGCAUCCAACUGAAGAUCUCCAGUGGGAUAACUGACUCGAGUGAGCUGAUAACUCUGGACAAACAUUAUGCUGAGGUCCACUAUUUGAAUAUGACAGCACUCACCAAGGGGCACCUUCACUCGUCCUUCUGGGUCAUUGACAACAAGCACUUCUACAUUGGCAGCGCAAGCAUGGACUGGAGAUCACUGGCCACGAGAAAGGAGCUGGGUAUUGUGGUGUACAACUGCAGCUGUUUGGCCUUGGAUCUCCACAAAGUGUUCAGUCUGUACUGGGGACUUCAGUAUAAAGACUUCAUCCCUACCUUCUGGUCCAAGCGCCUCUUUGCUCUUUUCAACAGCGACCAGCCGCUGGAGCUAACUCUGAACAGCACCAAAGCUCAGGCCUAUGUCUCUACCUCUCCAGAUGUUUUCAUUCCCAAAGAUCGCAGUAGUGACUUGGAAGCCAUCAGUAAAGUCAUACUGGACGCCCAGCGCUUCAUAUACAUCUCCAUCCCGGAUUAUCUCCCUCUCUUUGGCAUGAAUAGUAACAAGUACUGGUCCCGUAUUGAUGGCUGUAUUCGUGAGGCUGUACUACUGAGGAAGGUCCGUGUCCGUCUGCUGAUAAGUUGUUGGGAAAAUACUCAUCCGCUCACAUUCAACUUCGUCUGGUCUCUGAGGAGCUUGUGUAUGGAGCAAGCCAACUGCUCUGUUGAAGCUAAGUUCUUCAGACCCAGAGUGCUGAGAGAUGGAAACCUGCAAGGCAUAAACCACAACAGAUUCAUAGUGACGGACAGAGCCAUUUAUUUAGGUAAUCUUGACUGGGUUGGUAAUGAGUUUUCAUACAAUGCGGGAGCUGGUUUAGUUAUUACUCAGCCAGACGAUGAAGACGACAGGAACUCUACAGUCGUUGACCAACUACGAAUGGCCUUUGAGCGAGACUGGUUUUCCUAUCACACCCACUCACUACAAGUCAAUAAAAUCCCUAUUUGUAACAAGGAGCGGAUAAACAGGAUGGCCCCAGUUAAAUCAUCACAUUAUGACAAUAUCAAUGUCGAGAAGCCUGCGCCCAUUAGAAAAAAGGAGGAGGGAUUUUUAACAAGACACUACGAUGACAAAUUUCAAAAGAAUACUCACCAAGACGCAACAGGUGGACUUGUUAUUGAGAAUUACCAAGAACGAGGACAAGUCAAAACCAGUCACCAUGACAACAAGAAACUACACAUGAAUGUCAAUGACCAGGACAGUGAAGGAGACACUGCCAGUCAGACAGCAGAAAGCAGCGGCAGCAGGGAGAUCUGUAACCCGCCCCUGUGA
This is a messenger RNA of Boleophthalmus pectinirostris (great blue-spotted mudskipper), 1818 nucleotides long. RefSeq names its product inactive phospholipase D5-like. NCBI's taxonomy places the organism in Eukaryota, Metazoa, Chordata, Actinopteri, Gobiiformes, Gobiidae. The record is from RefSeq and is a predicted model, not a curated record. Bases 1 to 1818 code for a protein of 605 amino acids. The transcript is spliced from 10 exons. Gene Ontology annotation, molecular function: catalytic activity.